Jatropha curcas is the source of this 1037-nucleotide messenger RNA. RefSeq names its product coiled-coil protein. Lineage: Eukaryota; Viridiplantae; Streptophyta; Magnoliopsida; Malpighiales; Euphorbiaceae. The record is from RefSeq and is a predicted model, not a curated record.
AACAAAUACCUUACAGAAUGCAAACCGUGGACCAAAUAAAAAAUCCUCUGUCAGUAAAGAUAAAAAAUGAGUUUUCUCGCGGGAAGAUUAGCCGGAAAAGAAGCAGCCUACUUUUUCCAGGAAACCAAACAUGCCGUUAAUCGCCUCGCCGAAAAAUCCACCACCAAGACCGCCAACCACGCCAAGAACCUACCGUCCUCUCCUGUUCCAAGUGAUCUCGAAUCCCAAGCAGAUGUGCUACCGGAGAUAAUGAGGCAUUCCCUUCCUUCUUACAUUUACAGCAAGCCGUCCGAUUCAUCGUCUUCUCUUUCUGCAGCCUCCAAGUGGGCCCUACACUCCGAUCCUAAUAAGGUCGCUACUGUAUCCUCUAAUGCAUUGAAUCCUCUUAGAGCUUAUUUGUCUUUGCCGCAGGUCACUUUUGGUCCCAAAAGAUGGGAAUUGCCGAGUCAAGAGAGCUCGGUUAUGGCGUCUACGGCGAAUGAAAUGAGAAAAGACAGGUAUACCCCUGUCAAUCCAGAGAAGUUGAAGGCUGCUGCUGAAGGACUUGCUAAUGUUGGAAAGGCUUUUAUAGUUGCUACUGUAUUAGUGUUUGGUGGAGCCACUCUAAUGUUCAGCUUGGCAGUCUCCAAGCUACAGCUGCAUCAUACUGAUGAAAUUAGAAGUAAAGGGAAAGACCUCGUUCAGCCAAAACUUGAGAUGAUUAGAGAGCAAUUGGUGCCUUUAAAGACAUGGGCUGAAGAAUCAUCAAAGAAAUGGCAGAUAAAUAGAGAGAAUGAGAUUAAAGAGAAGCCUAUCAUCAAAGAACUUUCUAAAUAUUUUGGUCCUAAGACAUCCAAUUGAAAUUGAUUUGCAUGUAACUUGUAAUCCAAUUAGAUGGUUUUCUGUUUGUAGAUAAUGUUAUUGUGUUGAAUCUGUUGAUGAAUGUGAUUGAAAAAGGACAAGGCUCAAAGAUGUUGUAUGAAUAUAAUGGACCUGAUUCUCAGGAUAUUAUUUUCUGUGAUAUAAGUGGAGAGUUAAUAUUAAUUUUCAUAUAGUAA